UAUAAAUAUGAUGACAUGAUUGCUCUUCCCUUUCUAUACCAACCAUAUCAACAUCUUCCAAACAAGACAAAAAAAGAAAGACAUACAAUUUUCAAGUCACAACACAACAACAUCAAUAUGCAAUCCAUUUCUAUCAUAAACUCCUCCCAAUUAUUCCACCAAUUUUCAUCAACCAAGCCACCUUUUUCAAAUUACAAAAAACCCAUAUCUUUUCCUCCAAUUAUGGCAUCCAACAGAGAAGCAGCUGAUCAUAAUUUUGGUGGCAGAUUGGUAGAUGAAAGUAUGAUAAUCCUUAGAAAAAGAAUACAUGAGAUGAACAUGAUUGAGAAGAAUUAUGAAGCACCUUCUAAUUGGAUGGAAUGGGAGAAAAAAUAUUAUACAAGCUAUGAUUCAAUUAUAUGUGAAGCAAUGGGAGUUUUGCAAACCCAAUUGAUGAAUACUAGGCCAAGUGUUGCUCUUGGUGUUAUUGCUUUUGUUGCAAUUAGUGUUCCAACUUCUUCUGCUCUUAUUUUUCUUCAUCUUUUGGAAUUAGCCAGGAAUGUUUUUGGCGGAAUUCAUAUUUUCUAGCUAGCUUUUGAUUUAUUUAAUGUUUUGAAUUAGUGGUUUGGUAUUUGGAAAAAAACCAUCUAAUUAGAUAUCAUACAUACUAAUUACAGCUGCUUUUGAUAUUAAUAAUAUAGACAAUAUUCUCAUUAUGUGUAGUUA
Cicer arietinum (chickpea) is the source of this 705-nucleotide messenger RNA. RefSeq lists its product as uncharacterized. NCBI's taxonomy places the organism in Eukaryota, Viridiplantae, Streptophyta, Magnoliopsida, Fabales, Fabaceae. The record is from RefSeq and is a predicted model, not a curated record.